Penicillium subrubescens is the source of this 615-nucleotide messenger RNA. RefSeq lists its product as uncharacterized. NCBI's taxonomy places the organism in Eukaryota, Fungi, Ascomycota, Eurotiomycetes, Eurotiales, Aspergillaceae. The transcript has 3 exons. The coding region runs from base 164 to 466 and encodes 100 amino acids. The record is from RefSeq and is a predicted model, not a curated record.
CGAGACUCACAAGGCGUACGUCAAAUAAAAUACUUAUACAUGCCUCUGGUGACUUUUUUCUCUAAAAUUUUUUCUCUAAAAAGGCCGAUCAGGAUUCUAUGCAAUUUGAACGAUUUUGACUGCCAUUUUCCCAACGCAAGACAAACAACCUCCUAUAACAAUCAUGUCGUCAAUCAUCACUUCCAUCAAGGACCUCGUAACCUCGGUCUUCGAGGUCAUAUUCUCCGUAUUCAACGGCGCGAUCGACAUGGUUUCAGGUCUCAUCAUGGGUCUUGUCAACUCUGUUAUUGGCAUCUUCAAAAUGACCCUCCACACGGCCGGAAACCUUCUGGAAACUGCGGGUGGUGUAGGCAAAUUUGUUGCCAGCAAUAUCGUUGUCAUUGGAAUUAUUGCUGGCGGUAUCUACGCUUAUCUGCAGUAUCAAGGUCGUCAAGGUCGUCCGGUUGGAAAUAAGAAAUUGAACUAGGCUUCAAGUAGACGGGAGGGGUAUCAUCGCGAUGGGUAUUGGUGUGAGACACCACUUUGUAUGUAGAUUCUAUUACUGUGGAACUUGAAGUUUCUGUACACCAGCUUUGACCACAUUCACGGAUUUCAAGGUUGGGGUGUUGAUGAGCU